UGUAAAUACAGUGCGCUGUUUAUAAAUCUAAACCAUUGUCUUUAUUUUUAGGUUGUUUUAUGUCUGACAACACGACAAAGGUUAGCAGCGCUUGAAGGAGCUUUAUGAUUGGUCUGAAUAACUAUCGCUUUGCCAUGUGAGCCGUUCAGCCUAAUUGGUGCAGGUUUCUUGUUGGCUUGGAGACAGGCUAAGCUGCGCUUGGAACACGGAUGCAUUGUGGGUUACAGAGACAUAAAUAAUGGAAAUGAAUAUUAGUAAAAUACUACAAGUGGCCGAGUCCUUAGAAGACAUUGUGUGUCGCUGUUUUGGUCCUUGUGGAGGGCAAGUCCUUGUCAUCAAAUCUACAGGUGACCUUCUCAUUACAAAAGAUGGGAAAACAAUACUGGAGUCUCUUUUACUGGAUCACCCUGUUGCAAGAAUUAUUGUGAGCUCUGCCUCUCAGCACUACAGUAUCGCUGGUGAUGGUGUGAAAUCCUUUAUUAUUCUGCUAUGUGGCGUCCUCCGUGAACUUAAGGUCAUAGCUGAUAAAAAUGAAGGUCUACGGUUUUUGCGAAGUAGCCAUGGAAAAAACAAACAUCAAACACAAGGUCCUUUAUUAAAACGAAUGAGCAAUAUGUUAAUGACCUUCCAAACUGGAGUUCUGGAACCCAUCAUUGUAAAAUAUUUGUCUCCACAUUUUCAUUCUGUGUUCUCAACAUUAGGAAAGGAGACAAUAUUGAGCAAAGACUCAUUGCAGUUAAUCUUGGAUGCUUAUUUCUGUGGAAAAAUAGGGUAUGCCAAUCAUAUGUUUAUAAGUAGUCUUGCUUCUGAGUUUCUCUACAAAUGUCUACUGAGCGAUUUUAACAUUAUUGAUGUGGUCAAGCUAGUGAGCAACUGUUUUCCAGAGCUGCACACAGAGGUUACUGGACUCCCAGUAGAGAAUUCUAGAGUAUUACCUGGAUUGCUGCUGCAUAGGCACUUUUCAGUGUACUGUCCAGCAGAGGGAGAACUGAGAGCACUGAUUGUGACAGAACAGAUCCAUCAGAGUCUCUCCACAUCUGACAUAGAUUUUCUUGUCAGUUCAGAGGCACAGUUACUAUUUUCCGAGCAAUAUCUACGAGAAAGGACUGAAAAUAUUAUGAAACAUUUCCGUAACAAUCAAGUCAAACUGAUUUUAUCAAGCGUUAAACAACCAGAAAUUGUACUGUACUUUGCAAAAGAAUUUGGAAUAUCCAUAGUUGACUGUUUACCAUCUGAAGAGAUUGAUCUUGUAUACAAAUUUACAGGUGUAGCUCCGCUGUCUGUGCCAAUAAGGGAAACAUUUCUUGGCCAUAUUACAGAUACAUUCAUAGUUUUAGGCUGCCGGCCAAUUUUACUGGGAUCAAGAAAGUAUGUUCACCUUAGUUUAAAUGUCUUUUCUAACUUAAAGCCUCACUGUGUUGUCUUAUGUGGGCCUGUGAAGGGAUUUACUGAACAGCUUGUUUCAUCUUUCUCUGGUGCCUUUAUUAUGCUCCGGCAUUUGUUUCAGCAGUGGAAUGCCAAUGUGGAAUAUACAACAGCAAGACAAAGAUGCAAACUUAGUGAAACUAUAUCGCUGCCAGAACAGAGUUUGUUCUGUGACAUUUACAGGAAUGACUCUGCUUAUUAUAAAUGUGAAUUGCAAACAGUUUAUCCCAGCACCAACAUAAACUCUACAAACAAAGAAGUAAAAACCUCAUUAGAACACAUUCCUGAAGGCUGUACUCAUAAUUUAAAUAAACAGCCUCAGAAAAACAUUGUUGAACAAGUAUGUUUAAACCAAGAAGAUGAAAGUCUCCAACACAUUUGUGGAUUUUUAGAGAACGAAAGUUCAAACGUGGAGACUAUUUCUGAGAGCUCAUGUACUAAGGUAUCCAGUGUAACCACGUGCAAGCUCAGUAGUCUAUGUGAUAUCACUGAACAGCUACAUUCAGCAACAAGUGUGAAGAGUGGAGUGCUGGUGCCAGGGGGAGGAACCUUUGAAAUGUUGUUACACUAUUAUCUCCACCACUUUGGACAAAAAUGUGAUGAUACAGAGCUUGCACUGCUUUGUCGGUUAGUUGGUAAUGCUUUAUUAUCUAUUCCUAAACACAUUUGCAGAAGAAAGAAAAGAAAUGCGAGUUUUGCUCGGUUUUAUGCACAAUUCGUUAAUACUCUGCAAGGUGAAGGAGACCCAGAGACCAUUGAAACAGACUUUGAGUCUCUGUCUUGUAAAUAUCAGCUAGUGGCUUCAGUCUUUCAUUGUAUCAGCAAGCUUGUGGCCAUUGAUUUCAUUCUUGCCACCAAGAAAGUGUCUCCUAAGGCUAAAUGUGAGUCUGAUGAGGAUCUGUGA
Molecule: messenger RNA, 2329 nt
Organism: Bombina bombina (fire-bellied toad)
Lineage: Eukaryota; Metazoa; Chordata; Amphibia; Anura; Bombinatoridae
Gene: BBS10
Product: Bardet-Biedl syndrome 10
Exons: 3
Coding region: 239-2329 (696 amino acids)
Biological process (GO): protein folding; chaperone-mediated protein complex assembly
Molecular function (GO): ATP-dependent protein folding chaperone; ATP binding; ATP hydrolysis activity
Source: RefSeq, a predicted model, not a curated record